Messenger RNA from Syzygium oleosum, 3990 nucleotides. Its product is annotated as pentatricopeptide repeat-containing protein At1g62260, mitochondrial. Gene Ontology annotation, molecular function: protein binding; RNA binding. NCBI's taxonomy places the organism in Eukaryota, Viridiplantae, Streptophyta, Magnoliopsida, Myrtales, Myrtaceae. The coding region runs from base 109 to 2133 and encodes 674 amino acids. The record is from RefSeq and is a predicted model, not a curated record. The transcript has 4 exons. Gene Ontology annotation, biological process: RNA modification.
GGAGAAAAAAAAAAAGAAAAACAGCUCGAACUGAACCUGGCUGCAGACGACCUGCAGCACAAGCUCGACUUGGGUCGUCGUCGUCGUCGUCUUGCUUCCACACCAGACAUGAGAAUCUGCUGGAGGAAGCUCGGCAUCUUGCACGGGCCCGCCUUCUUGCCGUGGAGACGGCCACCGUAUCGGCUCCGUCGUCCCCGCUUCGCGACCCACCAACCCGCCGCCGGAGACCCACGGCAAGCUCGCGGGUUCGCCUCGGCGAGGCAGAGCAGAGGGUGCCGCGCCCCGGAUCUGUUCGCCCUGAACAAGCGGAUCACGCAUUUGGUCAGAGCGGGCCGCCUCGGCGAUGCCAGGGCGGCCUUCGACGCCGCCGGGUGCCGGAACACCGUGACGUGGAACGCCAUGAUCACGGGCUACGUGAGGAGGGGGGAGAUGACGAGGGCGCGCGAGCUGUUCGACGGAAUGCCCCAGAGAGACGUCACGUCGUGGAACUUGAUGAUAUCGGGCUACGUCGCGUGCCGCGGGAGUGGGUUCGUCGAGGAAGGGCGGGACCUGUUCGAGCGAAUGCCCGAGAGGGAUUGCGUCUCGUGGAACACGAUGAUCAGCGGGUAUGCGAAGGAUGGGAGGAUGGAUGAGGCGUUGUGGCUGUUUAGCCGUAUGCCGGAGAGAAAUGUUGUUUCUUGGAAUACGAUGGUGACUGGGUUUCUGAGGAACGGCGAUGUGGAACGCGCGGUUGAGUUUUUCAAGGAGAUGCCUGAGCGGGAUUCGGCUUCUCUAAGUGGCCUUGUGUCGGGCCUUAUUCAUAAUGAUAAGUUAGAUGAAGCUGCUAGGAUAUUUCUUGAACACGGGAAUCCGGAUGGUGGGGAAGAUAUAGUGAGUGCUUAUAACACCCUGAUUGCUGGGUACGGCCAAAGAGGCCGCAUUGAAGAGGCUCGUUAUCUUUUUGACCUGAUCCCAUAUAAUAAUGAUAUAGGAAACGGGGGUGCUCGGAAGUUUGCGAGAAAUGUGGUAUCAUGGAAUACCAUGAUCAUGUCCUACGUUAAAGUAGGAAAUACUGUUGCUGCUAGAGAACUCUUUGAUCAAAUGAAAGAACGUGAUACAUUUUCUUGGAACACCAUGAUUAGUGGUUACGUACAUACGUCUAACAUGGAGGAGGCGUCCAAACUUUUUCAAGAUAUGCCUAGUCCUGAUACUUUUACGUGGAAUACGAUGAUCUUAGGAUAUGCCGAAACUGGAAAGGUUGAAUUGGCGAGGGAUUUAUUUGAGAAGAUGCCUCAAAAGAACUUGGUCUCGUGGAAUUCUGUGAUAGCAGGAUACGAGAAAAAUGAGGACUAUAAAGGAGCGGUUGGACUCUUCAUUCAGAUGUUGACCAAUGGGGAGAAACCAGAUCGACAUACUUUAUCUUCCAUUCUAGCUGUAGCCACUGGUCUUGUUGAUCUUUCCCUCGGUUUGGAGAUCCACCAGCUGGUCACCAAAACAGUUAACCCAGAUGUGCCUAUAAAAAAUUCCCUCAUCACUAUGUACUCAAGAUGCGGGGCAAUUGUCGAGGCUCAGACUAUCUUUGACGAGGUGAAGUUACAGAAGAAUGUGAUCACUUGGAAUGCAAUGAUUGGAGGAUACGCAUCUCAUGGGUUGGCUGCAGAGGCUCUUGAACUUUUUAAUUUGAUGAAGAGAUUUGAAGUUAGGCCUACCUAUAUAACCUUUAUAUCUGUUCUGAGUGCUUGUGCUCAUGUUGGGUUAGUAGAAGAAGGCCGGAGGCAUUUUCUGUCGAUGGUUAAGGAAUAUAACAUAGAACCAACGGUUGAACAUUUUGCAUCACUCGUGGACAUAGUGGGCCGGCAUGGGCAGCUUAACGAGGCCUUCAAUAUAAUAAAGGACAUGCCAAUGAAGCCAGAUAAGGCUGUUUGGGGUGCUUUACUUGGUGCUUGUAGGGUGCAUGACAAUGUUGAGUUGGCUCGAGUUGCAGCUGAAGCAUUGAUGCAACUUGAGCCAGAAAGUUCAGCACCAUAUGUCUUGCUAUACAACAUGUACGCAGAUGCCGGACGCUGGGAUGAUGCAAACGAAGUGCGCGUGAUGAUGGAGAGAAAUGCAAUUAAGAAGCAUAAGGGGUAUAGUCGAGUGGAUUCCCCUCAGUAGCUUUUGUUUCAUAUGCCGACCUUCGGUUUACUCCCUGCAUCAACCUCCUUUUGCUUAUGAAGUCAGGAGUUAAGAUAACUAAUAGAUCUGUUUGUCCUAUACAACAGGAUGAAAAAAACCAGAAAAUUGGAAAAUAGUGGGCUCAUCUGGUUGAUUAUAUUUGUUAUACUGUAGAAAGAACGAGGACUUUCGUUUGCAUGGCAAAUCGUUUGCUGACAUCCCAAAAGAAUGAUGGAAUAGAAGUUUGGAAAGUGAGAACUAGAUUCAGAGGAGUCACUUCGAACUCAUUUUUCAAUUCCCCAGAUCUUGCAAUUCUCAGCUCUGUCAUAGUAAGAUGGUGAAAAAUCUAUAGGUAGUUACAAUACCAAGUUUCUGGCCUAUUACAAAUGAAACUCGAUGACUCCAACGAUUUAUCCGUACGAUCAAAUAGGAGCUGAAGCCAAUCUAGACUGUUAAUUGGCAUGCUCAACUUUCGUAUGAAUCAUACAUGCUGAUGGAUUACUUCUUUGUCAAAUUGAACGCAUGAAGAGCAAUGACUUUUUCUGCAUGGGAUGUUGACCUGCACGGUCCAUGUACAUUAGCCAACAUGGCCUUUACUCAAGAUCCAUGACAAGAGGAGAUGUUACGUGCUGAUGCUAGGAAAAGCCUUGGUAUUCUGCAACUGAAUAGCUUGUCAAGCACACAGAUAUUUAACUUUUUAACAGAAGAGAAUAGAAUGAUCACUUGCAUAUUGGCUCUCUUUACCGUUCACUUUUUCCCGAGAGAAUUCUCUGCUAUUCUUUGGAACUUGUCUCUUGAAAUUUUAGUAUGUGAUGUCUCUCUUUCAGCAACUUCAGUGAAGACAGAAGGAGGAAGAGGAAGAUUAAGAAAGAGCAGUGACAGACACCCGGUGCGACCAGUGACCAGUGAUGGGUGAUGGUGGUUACUGGGGACCAGAGGUGUUGGCAGCUAGCAAUUGGCGAUGUUGAUCGGUGGCUUGCCAACCUGGACAACCUGUCAGUGAUGGGGUGGUCGAGGGAAGUUAUUGAGAUGGAACGAUUAAGUUCAGUGAGUUUCAAGAGAGGACUUUUGCCUUUUGAAGGGGACUCUGUUGUGGUUGAUCAAGAUGCUGAUAAUCUAGGUGCUAGCGUUGUCAUUUCACGAGAGCACCUAUUUCUUCAGGAUUCAGUAAUCUUGUUUUAACCAAUAUGUGAUUGAGAUGUUAUCAGGUCCACCUUCCAUGGAAAUACCUAGGACAGAGGGAGAGGAGGAUAUAAUUGCAGCUAAGCUUAAAAAAUUGGAGAAUGCAAGCAGGACCAUGCUAUCAGAUCUCGGGGCAGCUGCUUUUCCAAGGGACAUUGGGAGGGGAGAGCUUCAGUGAAGUCCCCUAGAGGAAAGCAUAGAGUUCUCUGGAGUACGGUUUGGAAAGAGUGGUUGGGCGGGGGCGGGGGUGGGGGGGAGGGAUAGCAGUUGAUCGCUUGUACAAGCUGAACACUAGGAAUGUGCCAAAGCCUGCCUGGACUAUGAAAAGAUUGAUUAACAUUGUGCAAGCAUGGAUUUGAUUCAACAUUGGACAAGCGGAAUUGAGAUUCUACUCAAGAAUGAGUCGGACACCAUGAUCGGGAGUGAAACCGAAGCCAAAACUGCAGCUUCCUGAAAAUGUGGCUAAGUAUGGUUCAAAGCAAGGCCUUAGUUCUUCACCUUCCGAAGCGGAUGGUAGAGUUCUUUUCAUAUUCCGUGGAUGCAUGUGUUGAGCUUCGGUACCACCCCCCCGUCAAAUGGAUGGAUUGGGUCGGGUCGAAAAUGAUAUGAUCUAAAUUGACUCAUUUAAACCAUUUUGAUCUAUUUCCAUGUAAUACAAAUUUAGUGACCUAUGCC